This is a messenger RNA of Zootermopsis nevadensis, 9661 nucleotides long. Its product is annotated as tetraspanin-33. The record is from RefSeq and is a predicted model, not a curated record. NCBI's taxonomy places the organism in Eukaryota, Metazoa, Arthropoda, Insecta, Blattodea, Termopsidae. Gene Ontology annotation, cellular component: plasma membrane.
AAUUUAGGUCAGAGGGUUGAUAUUUAAAGAGACUGGAGAAAAUUGUAUUGAUGAGGAGGUCCAUAAUUUGUGCUCCUAACCAAAUAAUAUUGGGAACAAAUCAAGGGGGAUGAGAUGAACGGGGCAUGUAGGGCACAUGUCAGAGAUAAGAAAUUCCCACAACAUUUUGAGAAUAAAACGUGAAGCGAAGAUACCAUUCUGGAAGCCAAGGGUUAGAUGGUAGGAUAAUAUUAAAACUGAUAUUAGGAACCUAAGUUCGGAAUAUGAGGAGUGGGUACAUCUGGUUUAGUAUAGGUAUAAAUGGCGGACUCUUGUGAUUUUGUAAUGAGCUUUUGGGUUAUAUAAAAGGCUGGGGAAUUUAUUUUUUGUCGAAGCCUUUUAUUUAGCUGCUCAAGGAUUCAUUUCUAUGAAGUUACUUAGCCAUCGGAAUACUGGAUCAGGAGAUCUAACAUCGAACGCAAUGGGCGAUUGAAUGAAAUUGAAGAAGAAGAAGAACUUACACGAUAUCAAUAUGAUUCAUUAGUCAACUGGUUAUACGUUGAAGUUAUUUCCGUAGUUUGUGUUCGCUGUUAUUGCGUAUACUGUGUUGCAAACAAGUGAGAUGAUGAUGGUGGAGGAAAAGAACAAUUAGUUUUUAAGUGUUUGUGACCACAAAGGAAUGGGAGUGGCUUUGAUGAUUUGAAAGUUCUGUCAGAAGAAAGAUGCAUCGACGACGGACACCAAAUAAUUUUACAUACGUUAGUUCGUGUGUUAAGUAUAUGAUAUUCCUUCUCAAUUUUAUAUUUUGGCUUUUUGGUGGUCUCCUUAUUGGUGUGGGACUAUACGCAUUUGUUGAUAAAUGGCAGGCAACAGGUUUGGUAAAAGUGGAAACUGUGUACGACGUCAUCCUGAACAUUUCACUUGUUAUGGUGAUUGCUGGAGGAGUCAUCUUUAUUGUGAGUUUUGCAGGUUGUGUUGGCGCUCUUCGGGAAAACACCUGUCUGCUGAAAUUCUAUUCCCUGUGCCUACUAAUAUUUUUUCUCCUGGAAAUGGCGAUUGCCAUCAUGGGAUUUGUUUUCCCACAUACGAUGCAAUCUGUACUUGAAGAACAGUUUACUGAUAAGAUUAUACACACAUACAGAGAAGAUGUUGAUCUACAGAAUUUAAUAGAUUUUGCUCAGCAAGAGUUUCGAUGCUGUGGACUCACUUCUGGAGGCUACAUGGAUUGGUCAAAGAAUGAGUAUUUCAACUGUAGUUCACCAAGUGUGGAGAGAUGUGGCGUUCCAUUCUCAUGCUGCAUGAAUGCAACCGAUAUUUCUAGUGGCCUAAUUAACAUCAUGUGUGGUUAUGGAGCUCAGGAGUUUCCAGUUGCCGAGGCUGCUAAGAAAGUAUGGACAAGUGGUUGUAUCGAGAUUGUUAGGUCUUGGGCUGAGAGGAAUCUAUAUACGAUAGCAGGUGUGGCCCUUGGAAUUGCCUUGUCACAGUUAUUUGUUAUCUACCUGGCAAAAACCCUAGAGGGUCAAAUUGAACUUCAGAAAUCAAGAUGGAUCACAUGAAACAUUGCCUACCGUCUCGGAUGAACAUAUUAAUGUGAGGUAGGUCUGUAUAUGUAAUACUGUCACACUUCUUCUGGAACAUUCAGUGGCAAAAUAUUCAUCUGGAGUGUAAUCACAGCAUGUCUUAGAGUCAGCAUCAGAUUCAGUUUUCAGCUCUGAAAGUGACAGUGUCUUAUUUUUAUUAUGUUUCAUGUGUGGACCAGUGUUUACAAAUUUGGGUUUUGUGUAAGAGAAGAUUUGUGCAAGUUGUUGGAGUUUAAUGGUGCUGUGCAGCUUUGGGCUUGUUUUUCUCUUAUGAUGCAAAGUAGGAUUUGUUAAUUUAGAUCUGAUAAAUUUUUCUAUUAAUUUAGAGUAAUCAUAUUUUACAUAAUUUUAUCUGCAAUCUUUUAGUGGAUUUUAUUUCUCACCAAGGCGAAUUUCUUUUGUUAUUUAAGGUAACUGUGAACUGUUUAAAUCACUGUGUCUCCACUUGAAUUAUUAUAAAAACAAAUGGUGCAAAGAGCACAGUAUUGUAAAUAUUUUUUACAAUCUUAUAAAAAUUUUAAAUAAUUGUUUUCAGGUUUAUCAGUGAUGUGACUGAAAUAUUAAGUUUGCAUUUUACCAUUUCACAUCAGCAUGAAUCAGAGUUAGAAUACUGCUUAUUCCAAUAAAAAGUAUGUACUUCAUACCACACCUCUUAGUAUUUUCAGUCAUUUUUUAUUUUGAGACCUCAGAGUUGAUGACAGAGAUACGUUUGUUUCUUAGCAGGGGUUUCUGGUGUUCCCAACAUCUGAUAAAUGUUUUACUGAGGUUAUCCUGUUUGCUGUGCUCUGGUUUUCUACUGCACAUUCAAAUCACAUGUAACUUAGUGAUGUUGUGAAAAGGUCCAACACAUAUUUUAUAUAUGUCACUGCAGGUGACAUGCAGUUGAAACUGGGGCCCUUACAAAGAGCAAUAGGGAUGUUUUCUGAAAAUAAUGGCAUCACAAGGAUUUUCAUCAUGAAAUGUUCUGAUUAAAAUGCACAUGUGACAUGUGAUAAGUACAGUGGAAAUUUUAGUGGGCCAUUAAAAAUACCAAAUGUUUUCUUAUGACUUGUGGUUAAAAGAAAAUAUAAAGAUAGGAAUAGUUUAACCUUUUAAAGAUAUUCAGGGUGUAAUUAUAUUCAUGUUGGCAUUUGAGAGGACAGCUUACACCCGAGUGGAUGGAUUUAAUUUUUCUAGAUCUUGCCUUUUGUGCAUAUGUUUAUUCAUUUGUGUAAAAGUGUAUUAUUAGGUACAGAUAUUUUACACUUUUAAAUUUUGAAGGAAAUUUCAGUAAACAAAUUUCAAAGGAUUUUCUAAAUACGAUUGUUUUUAGCAAGAAGAUGUCAUCUCUGGAUGCUUUAAAUUGACAAUGCUGUGUUAUUUCUGUAACUAAAGCAUGAUACAGUAGGUUGCUGUAAUCUGUCAUAUGUUUUUACUUUCUCUAGCCACUAGCCAGUACUCGUAGUAUAAACUAUGAGUCUGUCCUUGUGUGCUUGAUUUGGUUUUUCUCUUAUGGCAUGGUAACACCAUGUAUUGAUGACUCCUAUACUUUGUAAGCAAGUGUCAGUAAAGAAGUUUGGAAGAUUGCUAAACACAUAAUGAAACAUAAAAAAUCUUUGGAGUAGUAAAAUUGUCUUGUAGGAUGACUCAAACAUCCUACAAAUCAAAUACAAAAGUGACAAACAGUUCUGCAAAUGCUUAUUUUCAAAAAGAGUGAAGGUGAUAAAAAAUAAUUAUGUUCAAACAACAUCUGUCUAAAGCCUCUGUUUUUCUUGUUACCUGGUGUUCUUCUGUAUUUGACACCUACAACAGUAUUCUCAUGCUAUUCCUCCAGGCAGAUUGUCAUGUUAUGUAUGUCAUCUGCUUCAAAGCUGCUGCAGUUUUAUAGCAGACUUUUUAAAUUUAUUUUUGAGGGGAUGUACAGCUGGAAAACUGUGUAUCUGUUAACAAGAACAUGUUGUGUAGAGUGGUGUGGUGAGGGCUGAAUGUUCUUGAAGUGUUCAAAAACCAAACUACUGAUUUUUAGAUGUAUUGAAUAGGAUCCAGAAAAAUAUAAUUAAUGCAAUCUCAGCUGAAAGCCCAUCAAGUAUUGGGACCAGUUUGCAUGCGCAAGAAUCAAGGGCAUCUUUAGGAAAAUUACAUGUGUGUGCAUAUUAAUGAAGAGUCUCUGUGGCUGGAUAUUUAUCCUCUCAUCCUGAUUAUAGGCUUAAACUUGUGGAUAAAAUUUUAACUUCCUGGACAUUAAUACUAGAGUUAUAAUAACCAUUCCUGGCUCACUUCAUUGGUGUAAUGGUUAGUUCUGACCAUUGCCGUUACAAUCAAAAAUGAAAGUAUGUCAGUAUUAAAUUUAGUCACUUGAAGACCAGAGUGGAAACAAUUUCAAGUAUUGUGUUUAUUAAUAUUUUUAUGCUACAUUAAUAAGUUCUGUGGUGGCCCCUCACAUUGUUGUAAGGAAUUUUAAAAUGUGUUUGCUUACACAAAACUAUGUUUCGUGUAUGCCAUGUUGCAGGCAGCUUGCAUGUUGGAAGGAGAUGGUCAUUACAAAUGAUUCUUCCUGUGUUUGACUGUUGCCAAAUUGUGAACUAAUGUUAUUCAAACUGUUCCUAAAAGGUAACAUUAACUUACGAAAUAGUUUUAAGGAACUUUAAAGUAAAUGCAGUUCAUACAGUAAGACUGAGAUUUUGGUCAAGUCUGUUGACUGUGGGCAGACAUAACUGCAUUGAAGAUGUUACAGGUUCAACAGACAUUGAAAAUGUUGAGCAUAAUCAUGAUGCAGUGAUUCAACAACUGUCACGAACUUACGAAUCAGAACCAUAUAUUGUUUCACAUUACCAUUACUUUAAAUUCAAGCGGAACUGUUUGUCAUAAUAAGAGUUCAGUCUGUGCUAACAUUGACAGUGGAGACACAGUGUUACAUGUAUUAAUGUGAAAUUAUUUAAAUGCAAAAUACUGAAUGAAAGUCACUUGUUUAUCCGAUGAAUUUAAUGCAACAGGAAGUAAGGAAGCAGUCUUUUCCAAAUGUAUACUGAAAAUCCAAAUUUGAUUCUGUGUGCAGUUUCCAGGUUCUUAUGAUUUUAGCAUUUAGCAAUUUUUUUACCCUUGUAAUGCUGAGAACAAAAAAGUGAAGUAAUGAAAUAAAAUUUAGAAGCCUGGAAUGCAUUCUGUUUCGAAAUGAAUGUCAUUUCUUACUUUGAUUUAUGCCAGUAAUAUAUGAAUUGACUGAUCUUUUUCAAUGUAUUUUAGUACUGUAGUUUAAGAGGAAGGAUAUAUUCAAACAUUAGGUUUUAAAAGUUGUAUAUGGAAGCACAAAGAUGUUAAACGUCUUGAUUUUCAGUAUUUGUGAGGGAAUGAGUUUUUAUGAGGGAUGUGAUAAAACUUAUGUUCUUUAUAAAAUUGUUUGUUCAAAAGAAAUCUGUCACAAUGUUGAGUGCAAGGUGGUUUAGAUAAGUUGAUGUGUAGGUUCCACUAUUAUAGCUGUGUUUUCUAAACUUUUCUGUCAGGAAAACCCUUUUGGUCUUGAAUGAUACUAAUAGAAUUCCACUCUUGAGUUCUUCAGGGAAGAUUCAGAAGUAAGGUCACUCCAUUUCUAGCACUCUUGCAUUAGUGUACUAUAUUGACCUUGCCAACAUUAAGAAAGUUUUUUACCCAGGAAAUGAUGUGUAAUUGAGGAGAAACAAUAUAUAUAUAUAUAUAUAUAUACUAUAUGUUAGUCGCUUAAAUCCUAGAUGACAUAAUUAAGAAACUUCCAUCUCAUAUUCCCUUAUUGUUUAAAGAAAAACUCUUCUGUCAGUUGUUUGAGAGUUCUUAUUUUUCACUCUCAUAUAUCUUAGAGAGUAUUAGCUUUUGGAUUUAUGACCUUAACUAUUACUGUCCACAGUUUCUUGUGUUAUUUUUGUGUUUUAUUUCUUGAUUGAAUAGUGUCUCAGAAACAUAUGAUUGUUUCAAUUGUGUGCCAGUUUUGGUGGUGGCCAGCCUGGCUCUUCAAAAUCAACUGUGUUCGUCACAAAUUCUCAGGGCAGAUGGAAAUAGCCAUGAUCAAACAAACAUCACAUUUUUACUUAAAAGUUACUUUUCCAUUGAUUUCAUGUUACAAUUUAACCGUGAAGCCCCAGAGAAUCCUUUGCAGAACUUCAGGGUUCUAUUAAGCACAGUUUGAAUGACUGGAAAAGUCUGAAGAUCGGAACAUUUCUCAUGCCCCUUAUACUUCUAAUUAAUGUAAUUUUUAUUGGGAUUGUAUCUUAGUUAUCCUUUUGCCAUGUGUGUAUAUGAUUGAAUUUCAACAUGGAUAUUUAAGCUGAAAUAGUCAGCUUGGUGUCUACAAAAUGGACCAAACUGUAGAUGAAAAGAAGGUGAAAAGAGCUAUGUUUUUAUAUUACUCAUGUAGCUUAGAAAUUUUUAACUAUUCUUGUUCUUGAACUUAUAUACUGUUACUCGUCUAGAUAUGUUAGUAAUUGGUAUAGUUGUAAGUAAUUUUCUUUUCUUAUCUUAUGGCUUGGCUAUUUAAAUGUAAGAAUUGAAAGCACACAUUUGAAAAAUAACACAUUCUGUGUCCUGUAAUGGUAAAAAUAUUUUCCUUCCAAGAAUGGCACCUGUUAAGAUAAAAAGUAUAAAGUUUUGGAUAGUUGUGGGCAGGAGGAACACUUACCAGGUAAUAAACCCAAAAAAGACAAGUUGAAUAUGAUGACUGUUUAGAUUGUAAACAUUUUCAGUAAAAGUUUGUCAUCUUUUUAAUCCAUCUGGCAUACUUUUUUUAAUCUUCUUUUAGUAGUUAAGCUAGUUAAGCUUUUGGAAGAGUAGGUUACUGGCAUUCAGCUUCCUAUCUUGGUGAGAGGGAUGCUCUGUUUUGGCAUCCAAGAGUGCCAUCUGGCUGCUCUGCAGCUGUGAUAUUUGGUCUGCUACUCCAUGAGACAGCGUUUGUUGUGUGGCUCCCUCAGGCACAAAGCCAGAUUCCCUCCUUUCUCAACUGGGCUUGGGACCUGCUUCUACAGAGUUAUUGUUAAAAUCUACAGAUAGUUUUGGUGGGAGGUGUUAGGAAAUGUUUCUUUCACUGAUUUCAAACAUCAGAUAAAUCCAGUUCUUGUUUCUAAGCAAGAUAUCUUGUGGAGGAUGGAAAGGUUUAAUGUAAAAUAUUGCCUUGUGCACAUAUGCUUGUCUGUUAUUUCAGUGAAUUGUGAAUUAUUUCUACAUUAAUAUUCAAAUAAAUGUUAUUUUUUAAUCCUUUGUACCCAAGGCAGAUGAAGAUUUGGGUGGGCACUAUAAAAAGAGGAUCCACGUGUUUCAUGUAGUUACCAACUGUUAUUAAAUCAAGGUUGGAAGAGCUGGGGAAUUUGUUUUGGGAAAUUUCUUGGAAUUAUGGAAGACUGAUAAAAGGCUUAAUGAAACUAGGUGUUGGGAAAAUAGGGUGUGAGACUGUGAGCUGAAGUGAAUUGGUUCAGAGUUGUUUUACAUUCUUGAGCUUUGGUUUAAGGGGUGUGAAACCUUUAGAUUCUGGUUCCAGAGAGUUAGGUAUUUUUACUUACCCCCCCCCAAUCCAUCAUUCCAAAAAUGAUGUGCCCUACAUCUGCGAGCCCUCUUGUAAGUGUUCCCCCUUUUUUAUUUAUUCAGUAUAUCAUAAAUACAUAUAUUGAAUAUGCAUGCAUUUUACCAAUAUAAGCAGUGUACUGUUUAUGACUAAUCUUGAGACUUGCAAGGAAUGCAGGCAAUCCAAAGCAUUAAAGAUUGACGCUAUCUUUCCUCCUUCAUCCCGCUUCCUCACUCCACAAGUCUCAAGAUUACAGUCACAAACUAUAUCAUGUAUGACAAAAAUGAUAGAGGGUCUUAGAAGUUCAUAUAACUCAUACCAGAUGUGUGAUUCAUAAAAUGAGUGCACUGGAAUGCAAUUCAACUAAUUCAUGUUUGCUUUCAGUUCUGUACAAUUUACCAUGUGUAUACAUUUUAAACGGAUCCAUCCACAGACUAACAUGGGGAGCCAAAUGUGCAAGCGUGGAGUUAUUGGUUAGUGGAUAACAUAAUUGUUACGUACUUAUUAAAGUUUGGCCAUAUGCAUCAACCAGCAAGCAGCAUGAUGAGUAAGAAACUAAAAAAUACAAUAAUAAUAAUAAUAAUAAUAAUAAUAAUGUUUUCAUACGUAAAUAAGUGAAAUAGUAAAUAAAUUGGUGUUCAGAAUACUGGAAAUGUUCAAUUCCAUCCAUUAAAUCCCAAUCGGUUUUAAUAAAAAGUACCAUUUAUGUAAUUUUUUAUGUAUCAUAAGCAGUGCAGCAUAAGAGUGUAAAUUAUACAUCCUGUAGUUGUUAUUAUGAAGUCUUUGGUCAAAUUGUGUUGUUUGAAGAUUGUUGGUUUAAUUUUACCCUUUCAUGGAUGGUUUUAUUGGUAACUAUUUUAUUGCAUUUUUCAUGUAUUUUAAAUUCUUAUGUAUGAAAGGCGGUAUCAAUAAAAAGUUUUACCACAAAAGUCUGAAAGAUACGGCAUGAGGUAUAAAAUACAGUGACCAAGAAGGUGAAAUAUACAGUACAAUUUGGUGAAAAUCAUUCUGUCUUGUUGCUACGUGUCACAUGAUUUGUCGCAUGAUCUUAUAGCCACAUGAAUGUGGCACAUAAGAUGCUGUGCUACAUCAGAUAAACAUGAUUGGCUAGACUGUAGUUGGCAUGAAGAUUGAGUGGCAAUUAAGUACAUGAGUUUAUACCAAAAUAAAUGCUAUUAAUUUCUCAUGGAACAUACACAGUUUAUCAGAACACAUGGUCAACUUUAUGGAUAGCUGAAAUAGACACUGAUACUAGAAGGAGUAAAACAGGAAGAGUCACCAUGUCAUAUUUUUUACCAUAUGUAAAAUAUAUAGAGAUCAUGUCGUGUAUGUUCUGUAUAUAGGUCGUUUUGGAAGUUAAUUGGAGGUAUACACUGGAAUUAUUCUUUAAUGUUCUUUAAAUUUAUUUUCCUUCUUGCUUUAAUUCUUUCACUUUGAACAUGAAUAUUAAUUAGUAAUUCGUACCUAAAAUAAAAUUGAUGUCUGAAAAUUUUUGUAAGAAGAUUUAGAAAUAGUAUUUUGUAAUGUGUUGGGUUGCUAACUAAAUAUUUUUCAGAUUAAAGGUUCUAGCAUCUUGAUUCCAUCUGCACCUGUCAUAUUAAUGUUACUGUGACAUGAUUUCCAUUGAUGAUUGUCACUUAAUUGACUCUGAUAUAACACUUUUGGUGUUAGAUAUGGCCGGUAGUGAGGUAAAAUUUAUUUAUUGUUUUAAUCCUUUGACAUUGAAUGUUCUGAUUGAAAAAUGCACUGAGAUAUUGCAAAUAGACUGUUUUUAAUUUUAAUUUGGACCUAGUAAUAGGAAUGCAAGGUACUGUACAUGGUCUAGAUGUGAAAUAAAGAGUUUGCAUGAGAAACUUUAAUAUGGCUGUUGUCUGAACCAAGUUAAUGGAAUGGUUUACUUUGGUAAAUGUAGUAGAAAUGUAUAAAUUUCAUCUGUUUGUGAUAUAUUUAUUAUUAAGCAUUAAUUGUCCAAAUACAAAAGAUUGAUUCUUAAUUUAUAUGUACUUGUCUUUAUGAUAAUGUAAGGAUUUGUAAGGAGGUGAUCAUGGCCUGUGUGAUAGUUCUAUAUUAGUGAUAAUACUGAAAACUGAGGAGAAUAGUGGUAUCCCUCAUUGAUUACUUUGUGAGAGAUACCAUCAUUUAAUCCACAGUUCCACUCUAAUUUUCAUGCUGAACUAUUAAGUCCUCAUGGUGAAUGUACAAGAAAAACAAUUGACAACUAUUGCUGUAAAAAAUUUAAAAGAUUUACAGAAACCUGACAGACAUCAGAACACAUUUUUGCAUCAUUUGUCCUCAGUUUGUUAAUACAGUUCUUCUGUGGCAUUAAUAGUUAGUGUUCCAGGAAGUCUUGGGGUUGAAUCUCAGCCUAAGAAACUGUAUAUCCAGGCUGAGGCUGACCUUGGAAUAUAUCAUGAUAGCCUCCUCCCAAAUAAUGACCUUGUCAUUAUCAGUCAUCCAUCUUAUUCAAAGCUAUAUAGCUGCAGUUGAAACAUGAUUGUUAAAUAACCUAAGAAUCAAUCAGACAUUUGUAAUGUUGUUUAUGUUUAAACAUGUGAUUUAUGCCUAAUAAUUAAAAUUAAAUAUUGGUCACCAGCCAUGAAGG